GUUUAGUUUGGUUACGAAAGCGCGCGAGUUCGGUUCGAUUCAACCGCGCGGGAUAACCGCGAAACGUGUUUGAUUUCUCGUCUGGAGGCGUAGGGGACAAUAUACUGUCCAUUCGCAGUCCAUUUCAGCGGCUUAUGGCGAGUGCCAGUGCAUGGAUUAACUUUUUUUUCGGGAGCAGAUUAGACUGCUGUCAAGUCAAGUGAUAUACAUCUCGCUGCAUGAUGAAGGCAGCUAAGUUCUAGGCAAGCUGUCGCGAGCCGAGUGUUUAUGAAUAAAUUGGCUCCUGGUUCGAUUCUCAGGUUCUUUCUUAUCAAGGAUCAGUGUUAAUUGGAACGAAUGAAAAGUAAUUCUCCUGGGAAGGAUUAGUUGGACAUUUGUGUGAGUGGUCUAAUCCAAUUCGGUCAGUGCCCCAAACAGAGUGAAAAUGGUCGACUAUCAAUUGAAUAACUCGCUGGCCGAGUUUCUGGUGCUGGCCUCUGUGCCAAGUGAUUCGAACAAUGGGAGUCUAAUCGACGAUCAAGCCGCUGGAAACCUUACGAAGGAAGUCACACGCUCACUGAUCAGGCCCAGCUAUUACAUCAUAGUGAUAGCACUGUCAUACCUCUUUGGAUGCGUCGGAAAUCUGAUAGCGCUAAUCUAUCUAUGGAACAGGAAGAACGUCCGGAAUACUAAACAUUCCCUUAUGCUAAAAUGUUUACUCACAAACGACCUAAUUGGAUUGACGGGCAUGUUCGUUCAGAUGUACUUGCAUCGGUACCUGCCGAAGGAGAUCGUCGACGCCAACAUGCACAAUUUUUGCAUCUUCCGGGUAAUUUGGCGCGUGUUCGGGAUCAGUUCCGGCUGUGUCGCGUUCGUCAUGGCUCUGGAGCGUUACAUCGCACUCACGAAGCCGUUCUUCUAUCAUAAGCAUGUGUCCGAUAAAAUGAUAAGGAGAUCGAUAUUUCUGCUCUGGGCGGUAGGAGCAUUCUUCACGUUCCUUCCUUUGUUCGGUUUCGGGAUCUACUACGACGAAAGGAAGCAGACGUGCAUCCGAUAUCGGGACGCCACCGACCCCACCCACGUCGCCUACGCCUAUCUCUUCUUCAGUGUCGGAAUAAUCCUGUGCACUGGAAUCGUAAUAUGCAAUCUGAGCGUCCGUAAGGUGCUGUAUCAGUCUCACCACAAGAUGCGUCGACAAUUUCGCUCAAUCCAACCGAUGCCGAUGGUAGAACGACCAACUCUACGCAACUCGCAGAAAUCGGCCAGCUUUACCGAUUCGUCCAUCUUCCGGAUGGUUGGCGAACCAACGACGGAGGAAAUACGCUUUGCCAAACUGAUGACAUUCCUCAGCAUCAGUUUCCUCGCCUGUUGGCUUCCACAGAUGGUUUCGAUCCUUUUGGCUCAGUUGUUGAAACCUGAAGUGAAAGCACGAUUCACUUGGUUCUUCGCCCUAUCCGACAUACUAAUUCUGCUGCACUUCAUGCUCGAUCCCUACAUCUACGUGCUGCUGAGGCAAAGUGGCCGCAGCGAUUUGCGAACCAUGAUCCGGUACGUGUUCAGCCGGAGUCAGUUCAACAUCAUGGACACGGCCAUGACGCCCAUUCAGAAAAUUCAGACCAACUCGUCGCCUCUGCCCUAAACCAAACCGAAAACCAAACUAACGAACCCAAGAAUGACUUCUCACACCACCUCCAACCAAACCCAAGUACGCUUGUUUUAUACCCUUGUCUCCCUUAUCCUAGGUUGGCGUGGCCAGCGCGUAAAGCUCCCGCGAGGGACAAAGGACGAGAUACGGUUACAACGACGGAUACGAGUGACUGAGAAAGGGGGUCUCGACGGAAAUGUGAUGUUGUGUUGUAGCUUAGAAAAAGCAUAUCUCCAUACCAGAAUACACUCAAGCACACACAAAGUUACUCAGGAAUUAUAACGGGAUGUUCCUGGAGGCGGAUUGCAAAUUUAUCAUUUGGUCAAAGUUCAAAUUAAAAGUACGUAACAAACCAAGUUUGGAUGUGAUCGAAUGUUGUAGAACAACAUACAUUAUGUUACCAUAUUAAGAGAAAUAUAUUAUA
Molecule: messenger RNA, 2048 nt
Organism: Armigeres subalbatus
Lineage: Eukaryota; Metazoa; Arthropoda; Insecta; Diptera; Culicidae
Product: prostaglandin E2 receptor EP4 subtype
Exons: 5
Coding region: 425-1618 (397 amino acids)
Biological process (GO): adenylate cyclase-activating G protein-coupled receptor signaling pathway; inflammatory response; positive regulation of cytosolic calcium ion concentration
Cellular component (GO): plasma membrane
Molecular function (GO): G protein-coupled receptor activity
Source: RefSeq, a predicted model, not a curated record